CCGAUACAUUUCAUUAUUAUAACAAAAUAUACAUAACUUUGUUAUGCGGGAUAAUUAUCAAGAUAUAAAGUAAGAUUUUAUUUAACUUAAAACAUAUACUUCUCGUAAAAUGUUUUUCGAAAUGUAGAAAUUACAGACCGAAUUGGAAAGGAUUUUCACCAAGAUUGACAAGUGUUGAGUAUUUGGAACUAGGACAAUCUCAGUUAAGAUAACCGCCAUCGCACACACUUUUUGCAGUUAACUCUUGGACGGCAAUACCUGCACGACGGCCCAGAUUGGGAUCAAACAAGAAAAUGAGACAGUUUCUGGCUGUUCUCGUAUUUGCGGGAUGCCUAAUUCAUGGGGCGCUUGGGGCCAUCUACUGCACCAUAGCCGAUGACACACCUGUAUUCAGCGCCCCUGAUCUUGGCAUCAGAGUCGUCACACUGGUCGAGAGGAACACGUGCUUCAAUGGUGACAUGGAGGGGGAAUGGCUAGUCCUGCAAGAUAAUCCAAUUUAUAACAUACAUCGCUACGCAGUAAUAGAGGACAUUGAGCCAGCCGCUGAUAAAAACGAAGCUAAUGGGUAUCGAGAAUACGAUCCUUGGUAUAAACAAAGUGUUCGUUCAAGAUGCGUGGAUGUCGAAGGAAUAAACACCUGCGCUGGCGUACGAUCGAUUCCCAAUUAUAGACAAGAAAAACGAUUUCUGCUGGGUGAUGCAACAUGGACAAAUUGGAUCGAAUGGUCUGAAUGUAACUCCUCAUGCAAUGUCGAGGGAACGCGGAAUCGUACACGAGAGUGCUUUGUAUUGAACCCGAAUGUCCAAGCGAAUUGCAAUGGCGGUGACUCGAUACAAUUACAGAAGUGCACAAAAUCCUGUUUGGUGACGUGCUCGGAUGGCUUUUCGUGGACGGUAUGGCAUGACUGUACCAAAACUUGUGAUGGUAUAACAACGAGGUCGGGAGGCUGUUGGAAUGGCACUGCAAAUGUCACCACUACAGAGGAAAAAAAUUGUACUCGUGAAUUAUGCCCAGUGGAUGGAACGUGGUCUGAUUGGGGCCAAUGGGGUUCUUGUUCUGCAACUAUGAAUCUGGCACCAGGAAUUCGUUUCAGAUUCAAACAGUGUUUACCUACCAAUCGACAUGGUGGCGCUGAUUGUCCGGGAAAACCAUAUGACACUGGCGUGUGCAUGGGAUCUGAUUGGGAAGAAUGGAGUUCAUGGACUAAAUGUACGAGUACAAAUUGCUCGAAAGGUUUAACAGUAAGAAUACGGUAUUGCAAAAUCCAAAACUGUACUGGUGCUGAAUUCGAAGAAAAAGAUUGCUAUCUCAAUGAUUGUCCAAUUAAUGGCGCCUGGGGAGCCUGGGAGGGCUGGACUGUCUGCAAAUGUAACGGCUUACGUGGACGAUUUCGAAAUUGUGACAGCCCGCCUCCCACAAACGGUGGACAGGAUUGUCAGGAUAGCCGAUACGAAGUGGGAGUGUGCAACAAGACAAGCAAUUGUUCAGUUGACGGUAGCUGGGGAGCUUGGGAGGGCUGGUCAGUCUGCUACUGUAGCGGAUUUCGUCCGCGAUAUCGCAAAUGUGACAGUCCGCCUCCCUUGACUGGCGGACAGUAUUGCAACGGUUCUGAAUUCGAACUAAGUAUGUGCAACCGAACAAGCAACACUAACUGUCCAGUUGAUGGAAAGUGGACUGACUGGUCAGUGUGGUCAACUUGCUCUGUAAGCUGCGAGAAUGGAACUCAAUCUCGAAACCGGAACUGUACUAACCCACCACAAGCAUAUGGAGGAAAAGAUUGUGGUUCAGAUGACAGCGCGUUUCAGAAUUGCAGUAUCUCGAUACCUUGUCCGGUUGCUGGUGGUUGGUCCACGUGGAGUGACUGGUCGAGCUGCUCUGCCACGUGUCAGGCGCCGGGUCUGCAGUACCGUAACAGGUCAUGUGACAAUCCACCUCCUGACAUCGGUGGACAGAACUGUACUGGCGAUGUAGGAGAAACACACAACUGCAAUGGAUUAGGUGCCUGUCCCGUUGCUGGUGGUUGGUCCACGUGGAGUAACUGGUCUAUCUGCUCCGCCACGUGUCAAGCGACGGGUAUGCAGUAUCGUAACAGAUCAUGUGACAGUCCAACUCCUGACAACGGUGGACAAAAUUGCACUGGCGGUGUAGGAGACAUGAGGAACUGCCAUGGCACAGGACCUUGUCCCGUCGAUGGCGGCUACUCUAACUGGCUGCAGUGGUUCGAUUGCUCGGCCACGUGCGAAGGAGGAGUCAGAUAUCGUUCCCGUUAUUGUAACGAGCCACGCCCCCAGAACGGGGGUAGCGAUUGCAGUGUCCUCGGAAAGAGCUCUGAGACACAGAGCUGCAAUAUACAACCUUGUCCUGUUGACGGGAACUGGGGACUCUGGUCCAACUGGAGUAGAUGCGACGUGACCUGUGGUAACGGAAAGAGGACCAGAAACAGACCUUGUGAGGGGAUUGCAUACGGUGGACAGAACUGCUCUGGCGAUGCGCUUCAAACUGAAACCUGCCGUGAAGUCGUCUGCCCAGUGUCUGGCGCAUGGGGGCAGUGGGAAGACUGGUUAGUUUGCAACUGUAACAGCACACAGACACGUGUCCGGAAGUGUGACAGUCCAGCGCCUUUAGGAUCAGGUCUACAGUGUUUAGGAUCAACACGGGAAACUGUGAGCUGUUCAGACAAACCAACAACGUGCCCUGUGGAUGGCCAUUGGGGAAGUUGGUAUCCUUGGGUUGCAUGCUCUACGACCUGUGGCCCUGGUGAAAUGGUACGGGUAAGAUCCUGCAACAACCCGCGCCCACAAAAUGGAGGUCUGUACUGUGAUAGUGACGAGAAGGGUGAAGAUGAGCGUAAGGGGUGUCAAGGUCCGCCGUGUCAAAUCAACGGGAGCUGGUCAGACUGGACUGCGUGGUCCACGUGCAGUGUCACGUGUGGAAUUGGUUCCCACUCCAGGAACAGGUCAUGCGACCACCCUGCACCCGCCUACGGUGGAGUGAACUGUGCUGGCAGUGACAAUGAAAAUGGGAGCUGCACACAGAAACAUUGUCCAAUUGACGGCAACUGGUCAGGAUGGAGCGCCUGGUUUGCCUGCGAUGUGACCUGCGCUACCGGAACCAGACAUAGAGUCCGUACUUGUGAUAGUCCUGCUCCUAAUUAUGGCGGUCAGCCGUGCAAUGAGACAGCGGCUCAGUUCGAACAAUGUCAGGAGCCACCUUGUCCUAUUGACGGUAUAUGGGGGGCGUGGCAGUCCUGGACCAUGUGUUCCGUCACGUGCCUCAAUGGAAUCCGGUCUCGUACCCGCCUCUGUGACUCCCCGACACCGCAACAUGGAGGCAGCGACUGUAAAGAACAACAGAAUGGCACUGAGACGUGUACAAUGCGUGACAACUGCGAUGUUGAUGGCGGUUGGACAGAGUGGGGCUUUUGGAGUUUUUGUGAUGUUUCGUGUGCAAGCGGACACCACACCAGGUACAGACUAUGUGAAAAUCCGCCGCCAGAAUACUUUGGCAAGUACUGUGAAGGACCUGACAGCGAAGUGGGCGAAUGUUUCGACAAGCCUUGUCCAAUUGACGGUAGGUUUGGUGCCUGGAUGGCGUGGGGUUCGUGUUUUCCUUCCACUGGUAAUGGACUUAAAACGCGUACACGUCUCUGUGACAACCCACAACCAAUGAAUGGAGGCCGCAACUGUCAGGGAAAUUACACAGAACAACUCCAGUGUUGUGACAGCGACUGUCCAGAUAAAAACACAUGUACGUUUGAUGCGCCGUUAAAUUGUAUUUGGCAUAAUGUUGACUUGUUGGACAAUAUGGACUGGAUUGUGUUCAAUGGCUCGACGAACACUGACGACACGGGGCCUAGCUCGGAUCAUACGUUUGGUAACAGUACUGGCAGAUAUGUCUACCUCGAGUCCAGCGCCCCAAGCAAGGAAUGUGACAAGGCCUGGUAUCAGAGUGGCAUCAUACAGCCCGGUUUUAACGCCCCUGCCUGUGUUCAAUUCUGGUAUCACAUGCAUGGUGCCGAUAUCGGAAGUCUCAACAUUUACAUGGCUACUGGUUCCCAGCUCCCAGGGAAACUGCUGUGGACUGUAAGUGGGAACCAGGGAGAUGUCUGGAAGUCUGGACAUGUACCUUUGAGCUACUCUUCAAAUAUUUCGAUUUUAGCAGAAGCCACUGUUGGGAACGGUUACCAUGGCGAUAUUGGACUAGACGACCUGCUGUUCACACAGUCGACAUGCUCUCUGUACCCCAGCAUGGCUAACACACAGUCGGCUGCUACAUGUCCGACCACGACAAUAAGCCCAGGACAUUGGUCUUCCUGGUUUAAUGGCCAGUGUUCUGUGACAUGCGGGAACGGAACUCUUACAAGAAUGCGUCACUGCUCCUCGGGUCACACCGAAGACUGUGCGGGAACCAGUAGCGAAGUAAUAGGCUGCCAAAAACCUCCAUGUGGAGCCUGGUCUGCGUGGUUCAAUGGCCAGUGUUCUGUGACAUGUGGGAACGGAACCCUUACACGCAUGCGCCACUGCUCCACGGGUCACUCUGAGGAUUGUGUGGGAAACAGCAGAGAAGUGAUUGACUGUAAGAAAACUCCAUGCAAAGUGGACGGUGUCUGGUCUUCGUGGUCACUAUGGGCACAGUGUGACGUCACAUGUGAAGAUGGUCACAUAUAUCGAACGAGGAUGUGUAGCAAUCCACCUCCCGCGUUUGGAGGUCUGAACUGCUCUGGAGCGAGUCAAGAAGCCAACACAUGCAGGCUUGCAAGAUGCCCAGAUUGGUCACCCUGGUUCAACGGCAAGUGUUCAGUGACAUGUGGAAACGGAACUGAAACCCGUGUACGUAACUGCUCCACGGGUUACAAAGAGGAUUGUGCAGGAAAAAGCAGCGAAGUGGUGGGCUGUCAAAUGGCACCAUGUGAAGUCAAUGGUACCUGGUCGUCGUGGUCAACAUGGUCGCAAUGUGACGUCACAUGUGAAGACGGUCACAUACAACGAACAAGGACGUGUACCAAUCCAGCUCCCGCCUUCGGGGGCCUGAACUGUUCUGGAGAGAGUCUGGAAACAAGCGCGUGCAAGCUUGCAAAAUGUCCAAGUUGGAGCGAAUGGUUCCUCGGCGACUGCUCGGUGACGUGUGGUGACGGCACCCUGUCGCGUAUGAGGAUGUGUUCUUCCGGGCACGACGAGGACUGUCCGGGGUCUGCCUUUGACACCGUGCCUUGCUCGCAGGCGCCCUGUUGACGAAGUGGGGCUCAUUGCAACAAAUGACUUAAUGCGACUAAAUGUUCCGAUUGGAAAUGUAUUACUGAGAAAAAAUAAAAUAAAAGCAUUGUAUUGCUA
Molecule: messenger RNA, 5330 nt
Organism: Dreissena polymorpha
Lineage: Eukaryota; Metazoa; Mollusca; Bivalvia; Myida; Dreissenidae
Product: SCO-spondin-like
Exons: 33
Coding region: 294-5231 (1645 amino acids)
Cellular component (GO): membrane
Source: RefSeq, a predicted model, not a curated record